AUGUCGUCCUCCUUCAUGGACCACGCCGGCCCCUCCGUCCUGCGCUGGCUGCUCUCCGUCGCCGCGGGGGGCCUCUUCGCGCUCUUCCUCCUCGUCGCCUCCCCGGUCCCGUUCCCCUCCGCCACGCUCUUCCUCGCCCCGACCGCCCCCUUAGCCUCCUCCGCCUCCUCCUCCGCGCGCGCCUCCAAGAACCUCUUCGUCGACGCGGCGCUCUCGGCGCAGGCCCGCGCGCCGCCGGCCGCCCCCGCCUCGCCGCCGCGGUUCGCGUACCUGAUCUCCGGCUCGAAGGGCGACGCCGGGAUGCUGCGGCGGUGCCUGCUGGCGCUGUACCACCCGAGGAACCACUACAUCCUGCACCUGGACGCGGAGGCGCCGGACUCGGACCGCGCGGCGCUGGCGGCGUUCGUGGCGGGGCACCCGGUCCUCGCCGCGGCGCGCAACGUGCGGGUGGUGGAGAAGGCGAACCUGGUCACCUACCGCGGCCCCACCAUGGUGACCACCACGCUGCACGCCGCCGCGGCCUUCCUGUGGGGCGAGGGCCGCGGCAAAGGCGCCGACUGGGACUGGUUCAUCAACCUCUCCGCCUCCGACUACCCGCUCGUCACGCAGGACGAUAUGAUGGAGGUGUUCUCGGAGCUGCCGCGCGACCUCAACUUCCUCGACCACACCAGCGACAUCGGCUGGAAAGCGUUCGCGAGGGCGAUGCCGGUGAUCAUCGACCCGGCGCUCUACAUGAAGAAGAAGGGCGACCUCUUCUGGAUCCCCCAGAAGCGGGAGCUGCCCACCGCCUUCAAGCUCUUCACCGGUUCCGCGUGGAUGGUGCUAUCGAGGCCGUUCGUGGAGUACCUUAUCUGGGGGUGGGACAACCUCCCGCGCACGGUGCUCAUGUACUACGCCAACUUCAUCUCGUCCCCGGAGGGCUACUUCCACACCGUGGCCUGCAACGCCGACGAGUUCCGCAACACCACCGUCAACCACGACCUGCACUACAUCGCGUGGGACAACCCCCCGAUGCAGCACCCGCACCUGCUCACCCUCGGCGACUGGGACGGCAUGCUCGCCAGCGCCGCCCCCUUCGCGCGCAAGUUCCGCCGGGACGACCCCGUCCUCGACAGGAUCGACGCCGACCUCCUGUCGAGGGGCCCCGGCAUGCUCGCCCCGGGCGGCUGGUGCGCCGCGGAGGUGCUGGCUGCCGGUAGCAACCGGACCGGCGGCGAUGACCCGUGCGCCGUUGUUGGGAACGCGGCGUAUGUUCGGCCUGGCCCAGGGGCUGCGCGGCUGAGGCAGCUCGUUACGUCGCUCUUGUCGGAGGAGAACUUCCGGCCGAAACAGUGCAAAGUAGCAGUAGUAGAAGAACAUAUUCCCGCCAAAAAAAUAGAAGAACAUAUUCCCUCGGAAAAGGUAGAAGAACAUCACUGA
Molecule: messenger RNA, 1419 nt
Organism: Triticum turgidum subsp. durum (durum wheat)
Lineage: Eukaryota; Viridiplantae; Streptophyta; Magnoliopsida; Poales; Poaceae
Source: the annotation of a GenBank genome assembly